ACAUCUCCGCAUCUUCGCUGCUGCCGCAUCUCGACUUAUUCGCCAGCGACUGAGCCCGCGACGGAGCGGCAGAAAGUGGCAGGCUGCGCGUCUUUGCGUGUUAGCCUUGCCCCGGACUCGGUCAGAGCCCCGCGCGCUCAUCGGAGCGCUGCCCCAGGGUGGCCCGGGUCCUCCCUGGGGUGCAUGGGGCGGCACUGACGGCUUGGCGGUGCAAGCCAACUACCGCUCGCUCCAACAUGAACAUCGUGGGCGGCUACGCACACCACCACCACCACCACCACCACGCGCACCCCGCGCACCCCGUGCUCCACGACCCGUUCCUCUUCGGUCCGGCCUCGCGCUGUCACCAGGAGAGGCCCUAUUUCCAGAGCUGGCUGCUGGGUCCCCCUGACGCCGCUCCGGACUUCCCGGUCGCUGGGCCACCGUCUGCAGCCGCGGUGGCCUCAGCCUCUGCCGCUUACGGUCAGGACUCCAGUUCUGGCCAGAGCCCCGGGCAUCUGGAGGCCCUCAGCGGCCGCCUGGGGCGGCGGAAAGGAUCAGGACCCAAGAAAGAGCGAAAACGCACAGAGAGCAUCAACAGCGCGUUUGCGGAGCUGCGUGAAUGCAUCCCUAACGUGCCGGCCGACACCAAGCUCUCCAAAAUCAAGACUCUGCGCCUGGCCACCAGCUACAUUGCAUACCUGAUGGAUGUGCUGGCCAAGGACGCGCAGGCCGGCGACCCCGAGGCCUUCAAGGCAGAAAUCAAGAAGGUUGAUGGCGGUCGCGAGAGCAAGCGGAAAAGAGAGCUGCAGCAUCAUGAAGGCUUUCCUCCUGCCCUGGGCCCAGGCGAGAAGAGGAUUAAAGGGCGCACAGGCUGGCCACAGCAAGUCUGGGCGCUGGAGUUAAACCAGUGAGCCGAGGCCCGCGCGGAGGACCCCGCCACCGCGGCCCACCCCGAGGCCCGGGAGGCAGGAAGGUGGCCGGGAG
Molecule: messenger RNA, 966 nt
Organism: Phyllostomus discolor (pale spear-nosed bat)
Lineage: Eukaryota; Metazoa; Chordata; Mammalia; Chiroptera; Phyllostomidae
Gene: HAND1
Product: heart and neural crest derivatives expressed 1
Exons: 2
Coding region: 237-893 (218 amino acids)
Biological process (GO): regulation of transcription by RNA polymerase II; heart development
Molecular function (GO): protein dimerization activity; RNA polymerase II transcription regulatory region sequence-specific DNA binding; DNA-binding transcription factor activity, RNA polymerase II-specific
Source: RefSeq, a predicted model, not a curated record